UGACAGGGGACAAACGUCAUUAAUGUUGUUGGUGGAGGAGCUGAAAAUAUGGAGGAAAGAGAGUUGUGACAGGGAAAAUUUGACAUUUCACCCCCAAAAAUAUUAUUAAACCGAUCAAGAAGUGUAACGGUCGAAGAGGCAAUCGCCGAGCAGCGAAAAGGAGAACGACAAUCAGUGGGAUUGACUCGAAGGAGAGGCGCCUACUGAUCCACCAUACCUCUGUGGACCAAAGUCAUGGCUGACGCCGAAGACCCACUUUAGAACCUUCAGUCCAUUCCCAAACACAAGCAAAAUACACACUCGCCUAAAGCUUUAUUAUCCAAAUUCUUAUUACCUUCAACUUGACUGAGUUUUGGAACAACAAAGACCACUAACGCAAUCAUCUCUGGCUUCUCCGUUCAUCAUUCUGCCAACACCACAGAUGCAGAGUGCAGCAGCGCUGCCUUUGUGAAGAGAACAAGGAAAGGAGGAGGACACGCUGCAGUAGGAGGAGAGACUAGGAGGCUAACAUUCAAUGCCGUCAACAAAAGUCUACCUCCCGAGCACCGUCUACACAACCUCCUAGUGAUCUAUCUUCAGCUUCUCACUCUCUCCCCCUCUUCUCUAUCUCGCUCCUCCUUCUCACUCUCUCUCCCCCUUCUCUAUCUCGCUCCUCCUCCUCACUCUCUCUCCCCCUUCUCUAUCUCGCUCCUCCUUCUCACUCUCCUCUCGCCAUUCGCUGAUCUCUCCCGUGGCGCUCUCAGAUCUUCGCCGACGCAGUGACAGCCAGACUUGAGCUGACUGUGUCCACGUCUACUCUGCUUGCGACACAGACGACUGGUGCUUUUUGGAUGAGAUUCACUCUGCCUUUUUUUGCCUGCUAUUUAUUUUCCACAGCUUGACAGUUUUUCAUAUGUGGUGUUUUGAGAAGGCUACGUAACUCCAAGAGGGCGGUGUGUAUUUUAACUUUGCUCCUCUGAGUGUUUCAGUGCUGGUCUACUCGCCACUGGCCAAACGACUUGUUUUGUUUCUUCUGUAGCCUGUGCUGGGAACGACUCUCACUGUUCACCUGGAGACACUGCAGUUCUGUUUGAGCCAUGGAACUUCAAGGAUCUCUCUCCUUCAUCAGUUGUUUCAUCUCUAGAGGAGGAAUUCUGGAGUUUUCUUUAAAGAUCUAAGAGGGAUUUCGCAGUGUUCACCUUCUCAUCUAGUCCAAGGUUUUUCUCAUUUUCUGCAACUGAAACGUGCCUGGAUAGUGUUUUUUUUUUCCCCCCAUAUGUAUUGGAAGGACACCCUUGCACUGGCAUGCUUUUAAGGCCCACUGUGCCGGGGCUGUGCGCAAUGUUGCAGACCAUCUAUGAGACCGAGUCCUGCUUCUCCUCAGACACUGUGUCCAGCAGGGAGCAACCUCUGGAGCUGCUGCCCCCGUCCCAAGUGUCUGCCAUGCCCAGUGCUGCUGUGGAGGUGAAGACAACUCUCCCCUCGGGGAUGCAGAGCCCUGUGGGCGGCAGUGAGCAGGGUGUUGGAGGCGGUCCCGUGGACCUGAGGACAGAUCCCAGGCUGGGACCCCUGGGCGGAGGAGGAGGGGUGGACCCAGCCAUGAGGGAGCAGCAACUGCAGCAUGAACUGCUCCUCCUCAAGCAGCAGCAGGAGCUUCAGAAACAGCUUCUCUUCGCUGAGUUCCAGAAGCAGCAUGAGGUGCUGACACGCCAGCAUGAGGUUCAGCUGCAGGAGCACCUGAAGGCGUCCCUGCAGCAGCAGCAGGAGAUCCUGGCGGCCAAGCGGCAGCAGGAGCUGGAGCAGAAGAGGAAGCUGGAGCAACAGAGGCAUGAGGAGCUGGAGAAACAGAGGCUGGAGCAGCAGCUCCUCAUGCUACGCAAUAAGGAGAAGGGCAAAGAGAGUGCCAUUGCCAGUACGGAGGUGAAGCUGAAGCUCCAGGAGUUCCUCCUGAGCAAAAAAGAGCCUGGCACACCUGGCGGACUAAACCAUUCCUUCCCCCAGAAAUGCUGGGGGGCCCACCACACCUCUCUGGGCCCCAACUCCCCUCCUCAGAGUAACACUCCGGGAACGCCGCCCUCCUACAAACUGCCCCCGCUACUGGGGUCCUACGAGGGCAGGGACGAUUUCCCUCUCCGGAAGACUGCCUCUGAGCCCAAUCUGAAGGUGCGUUCGCGGUUAAAACAGAAGGUAGCUGAGAGGCGGAGCAGUCCUCUGCUGAGGAGGAAGGACGGGACAGUGAUAAGCACCUUCAAAAAGAGAGCCGUCGAGAUCUCUGUGUCCUCCAUGUGCAGCAGUGCCCCUGGCUCCGGGCCCAGCUCGCCCAACAGCUCCAAUAGCGCCAUCGCAGAGAACGGCUCCAGCGGCUCUGUCCCCAACAUCCACGCAGAGCAGCUGCGGUCCCUCCACCAGACCCUUAACACUGAUGGGACAGUCAGUUCGCUGAACCUCUACACGUCCCCCUCGCUGCCUAACAUCUCCCUGGGCCUGCCAGCCAACUCGCACCUCACAGCCAAUCAGAAGCUGUUGCAGGAGGCGGAGAGGCAGGCCAUCCAGACCAUGCGUCAGGGUGGGGCUUUGACGGGCAAGUUUGUCAGCACCUCGUCCCUGCCGGCAUCAUGCCUGCCACCUGGGAUGCAACACGACUUAGACUCCACCCAGGCCCCCAACAGCCACAGCAGUCACUCCUCCCUACUGCAGCACGUCCUCCUGCUGGAGCAGGCCCGCCAGCAGAGUGCCCUCCUCUCAGUCCCCAUGUACGGUCAAUCGCCGUUGGUGACGGGGGAGCGGGUGUCCAACAGUAUGCGCACGGUGAACAAGCUACCGCGCCACCGGCCCCUGAGCCGCACACAGUCUGCGCCCCUCCCCCAGAGCCCCCAGGCCCUGCAGCAGCUUGUCAUGCAGCAGCAGCACCAGCACUUCCUGGAGAAGCAGAAGCAGUACCAGCUCAACAAGAUUCUGUCAAAAGGGGUGGAGCUUCCUCGCCAACCGCCCACCCACCCCGAGGAGACAGAGGAGGAGCUCACAGAGACACAGGAGAUGCAGGAGGAGGGGGCGGGGUCUGGGCGUCUGGGGGAGGGGUGUCCUCAGGAGCAGAGGCUCCAGGAGGAGUCGGGGGAGACGUCGCCCCCCUCAGAACGCCUGCUGACCCCCCUGAAGGGCGAGAGCACAGAGAGCGACCUGGAGGAAGAGGAUGAUGAAGAUGAGGCCAUCGAGCUGAGGGAGUGCGAUGAGGAGGGUGUACCUUACGGCCAACAUCACCUGCAACAGCUCAAUGUGUUCCAGGCGUCCCUGUCCAUUUCGGGCAUGCCCCACAGACCUCUGGGAAGGGCCCAGUCCUCCCCUGCCACUGCCAGCGUCAAGGGGGCUCCCAUGGGUGAGGUCCCCAUCAAGCACCUCUUCACUACAGGGUUGGUGUAUGACACCUUUAUGCUGAAGCACCAGUGUAUGUGUGGGAACACCCACAUCCACCCAGAACACGCCGGCCGCAUCCAGAGUGUGUGGUCCCGGCUGCAGGAGACUGGGCUGCUGGGCCGCUGUGAGAGGAUUCGGGGGAGGAAGGCCACGUUGGACGAGAUCCAAACUGUGCAUUCAGAAUACCACACCCUGCUGUACGGCACCAGUCCCCUCAACAGACAGAAACUAGACAGCAAGAAGCUCUUAGGUCCAAUCAGUCAGAAGAUGUAUGCUGUGUUGCCCUGUGGAGGCAUUGGGGUGGACAGUGACACUGUGUGGAACGAGAUGCACUCCUCUGGCGCUGUCCGAAUGGCUGUUGGCUGCGUCAUCGAGCUGGCUUUCAAAGUGGCCGCCGGGGAACUGAAGAACGGUUUUGCCGUGGUGCGUCCACCAGGCCAUCAUGCUGAGGAAUCCACUGCCAUGGGCUUCUGCUUCUUCAACUCAGUGGCCAUCACAGCCAAGCUGCUACAGCAGAAACUAGGAGUGAGCAAGAUCCUCAUCGUGGACUGGGAUAUUCACCAUGGUAACGGGACACAGCAGGCUUUUUACAACGACCCCAACGUACUUUACAUUUCCAUGCAUCGCUACGACGAUGGAAACUUCUUCCCCGGCAGUGGGGCUCCUGAAGAGGUGGGGGUUGGACCUGGUGUUGGCUUCAACACAAACAUCGCUUGGACAGGGGGCGUAGAACCGCCCAUGGGUGACGUGGAGUACCUGACUGCCUUCAGGACGGUGGUGAUGCCCAUAGCCAAUGAGUUCUCCCCUGACGUGGUCCUAGUGUCUGCUGGGUUUGAUGCCGUGGAGGGCCACCAGUCCCCUCUGGGAGGAUACAACGUCACCGCUAAAUGUUUCGGCCACCUCACCAAGCAGCUGAUGAAGCUGGCGGGGGGGCGUGUGGUCCUGGCGCUGGAAGGAGGUCACGACCUCACGGCCAUCUGUGACGCCUCCGAGUCCUGUGUGGCGGCCCUGCUCGGCGAUGAGUUGGACCCCCUUCCACAGGCUGUCCUACAACAGAAGCCCUGUCCAAAAGCUGCUGCCUCUCUGGAGAGGGUCAUUGAGAUACAGAGUAAACACUGGAGCUCUCUCCAAAGGUUGGCUCCCACGGUGGGCCAGUCCUUAAUGGAUGCCCAGCGGAGAGAGAAGGAAGAGGCCGACACGGUCACUGCCAUGGCAUCGCUUACCGUGGAUACUGAGCAGGCCGCCGCUUCCACCGUCUCCACGGAAACCAGCAGGUCUACAGAAGAGCCAAUGGAAGAGGAGCCUGUCUUGUAGGAGGAAACAGAGAGUUGUCACGACAGCGCAACACCUUUGUCUCCACGUCCUUUGGCACUAGCCUUCUCCUGUCAUCCUCUCCUCUUUCCAGCCCUCGCCUCACCUCUUUCCAUUUUCUGAGGAUUGAUGGACUUGUACUAGCCUCCCUUUCCAACUCACUGAGGUGAGUUUGUUAAAGUGUGUGUGUGGGAGAGGAGAGGCGGAACACACACACACACACUGACCUAAAGGGGGCAGCGGCGGAUAUGCGUGAUUGGUGGAGAAGCAGGAAGAGGCGGGACCUUUUGAGAAGCCUGUGUGUCUUGCUUUUUUCUUUCAAUCUUUUUUGUAAGCAGAAGGCAGUGGAUCCAGGAGGGUGCCUCGGCUCUGGGGCCCGAGAAGCUUUGUACAUUUCUUGUCAUACUUUAUACUUUUCAGGAACAUUAGAACUGAAAAAGCCAACAAGCAGCAAAAAUAUUUCAACAGCCACAAAUACUCAAACACACCUGCAUUAUACUAGACACACUAAGUUCCCAACAGAGGAACAACAAUGGGGUUGUAUCAAUGAAUAAUGCUCUUCCUUUCAGAGCAUGCGUACCUCUGUUCCUAUUUUGUCUGUCAUUUGGUAUUCUCAUGCGUCUAUUCAAUAAUCUGUUCAAAGAAGCACACAAACAUAUAUGUAUAUUUUGCGUGUGUGUGUGUGUGUGUGUGUGUGUGUGUAUAUAUAUCACACUGUAUAUUCCUUUCACUGUAUCCGAUAUCAGCUGUGGUUGUGGAGUGGAGGUCGAGCUGUGGAGCCUGCCAAGGGGGACUUACUGGCUGAAGGAGACAACAUAUCUCUCCAAUACAGCCUUUUCUUUUUUCUUCAGGAAGUCUCAGCUCCCUCCACUUUGUAUGGGACAGAAUGCAUUUUGAGGUGGUUUUUACCCUUCUACUUUGUUUGGACUAUCAAAAAAGGACACAAAUACAUAACCACAAUCAAAUUUACCGCUUGGUGCAAUGGAAGCCCACGGAUUGGACGAGGAAGGAUUUUGUGGAAUAAUACUUGGAUUGUAAACUUUUUGUCUCACGCUUGCUGCUGCGACUGGGAGACUUGUGGUGGUCAUGAGACUGGAGAAAGACAUUUUUAGAAGAACUUGGUGCCUUUUAUAUUCAAUAUCCCUGUUAACACCAACUACACCACCACUUAGCAGAACACAGGACAGAAAGACAAAUCCACACACUUGUUACUCUCAUGUCUGUUUUGUUUGUAUAUUUGUUUGCUUGUUUCUUUCAAAAUGCCUUAAUUUCCUCCAGAGAAUGCACCAUUUUAGCCAUCUCCACAGAGAUGGGAUUCUACUCCUAUGUCCUCUCUUUCCUCUCUUUCUGGGUUUGUGUAAUACUCUAGGUCAAAGGUCAGUGUGGCCUUAACAACUGAGGUUUUUUUUUUGCGUCCUUUAUCAAUUCCGACCCGUACAUAUGCGGCUGACGGUAUGAUUGUGAGGAAAUUUGAACGCUACAACGACCAACUUUUUACUAUGUCACUUCCUGUCACUUGUAAAUACUGCAUCCUGUCCUGCUCUGGCAAACCCCUCAACCUGAGACAGUUCAAUAACGAACUCAUUGUUUUUCCAUUUAUUUAGAGAGGAAGGACUGAACUUGGUCACUUUUUUAAACAAACGUUUUAUUUUGUAAAAAAUAAAAUAUAAGAUGUAUAUGAAUAAUGACAAUAACAGUGUUAAUCCAAUCAAAUUGGAUAUGAAUAUUAUAUUUGAGAAGAGUAAAAAAAAAAAAAAAUGUAAUGUUAAAGCCACCUAAGCACAUCGUGUUAGUUUUGCAAUCAAUGUUUUGUCCUUUUUUCUAAGUGCCAUUUGUUUUUUCCACACAAAAUAAGAGACAACCGAAAUGGUGAUAUGGGGGUGGAUCUCAUUUGGCAAAUAAUCAUGAGCAAGCACCACUUUAGAUGUUUACACUGCAAUACCCCAAUCCCCGAAACUGUUGCCCACUUGUCAGCUGUCAUAAACCCUUUGUUUGACUUAGUGUCCAGGUGCUGUGUUAUCUGGCCUCCGUUGUUGCCAUCAAUAUUUAUAUUUCUCAAUCAAUGAAAAGUGUUUACACUUGACGCAUAUAUAAUUAAACAAAUUAAAUACUUUGGAAAAUAUAUAUAUUUUCAGUGGGAAUUAGCACAAUCAUCAUGCUUGAGGAAUUCAUACAAACCAAGUAUAUCUACUAGAGAAUGGUAGCCGACAACUCCCUUAAAAAUAUGCUCUGGAACUUUGGUGACUACUAAGUAUUUUUUUAAACCUCCCGCUUUGGGCUGGAUGUGUAGUUCAUACAUGCAUAAUCUAUGAGCAGAAUUACUGUCUUACCUCAAUUAGCUACGCAAUCCCUAGUUUAAAAGCCACUUUUUUUGGAUGCUGUGCUGCGGCAUUUUCCUAAUUUUCCCCCACCUGGGCCAGCCCUCUAGCAAUUUGAGUAAAACCAACGAGCUUCUGCCCCUCGCCAGCUAGCGAAAUGUACACGGUACAUCUACAGCAGAGAAAGAGAGAGAUCUAUGACACGGUGCACAUAUGUCACGUAAUACACAAUUGUUGGGGCCCACUUUUUGCUCGUGAGCACAACUUUCAGAACUUCCAGCUAAAAAGUAUACAAAAGUACUGGAGAAUCACUUUAACCAGCAUACUCUCAGAAGAUAAUGUGUGGUGCAGAGUGCUUGUCUACAUUGAUCAUUUUGUUUUAUUUCAAGCAAUGUAACAAAACACUGACCAAGUCUUCUGCA
This is a messenger RNA of Salmo salar (Atlantic salmon), 7441 nucleotides long. The record is from RefSeq and is a predicted model, not a curated record. Lineage: Eukaryota; Metazoa; Chordata; Actinopteri; Salmoniformes; Salmonidae.